Molecule: messenger RNA, 2043 nt
Organism: Ficedula albicollis (Collared flycatcher)
Lineage: Eukaryota; Metazoa; Chordata; Aves; Passeriformes; Muscicapidae
Product: prolactin-releasing peptide receptor-like
Exons: 1
Coding region: 65-1150 (361 amino acids)
Biological process (GO): G protein-coupled receptor signaling pathway
Cellular component (GO): plasma membrane; neuron projection
Molecular function (GO): neuropeptide binding; neuropeptide Y receptor activity
Source: RefSeq, a predicted model, not a curated record
CUCACAGGCUCCUCUGUGCUCGGCUUUGAGUUGUGGAGAAGCUGCUUUGGCCACAGGGGCUCCCAUGGCUCAGCUGCCCAACGACUCCUGGCACAACAACUCCGCCCUGAUCUUCACGGGGCUGGACCUGCUGCUGGAGCUGAAGCCGCUCUUCAUCCCGCUCUACGCCACGCUGGUGACGGUGGCGUGCGUGGGGAACCUCUUCCUCAUCCUCCUCAUCGCCCUCACCAAGAAGCUGCACUGCACCACCAACUUCCUGAUCGGCAACCUGGCGGUGGCCGACUUCGUCAUGUGCCUGGCCUGCGUCCCCCUGACGGCCUCCUACGCCUUCGAGGAGCGGGGCUGGCUCUUCGGCGUCUUCAUGUGCCACUUCGUCGCCCUGCUGCAGGCCGCCACCGUCUUCGUGUCGGUGCUGUCGCUCACGGCCAUCGCCAUCGACCGCUACGUGGUGGUGGCGUACCCGAUCCGCCGCCGCCUGGGCCGCCGGGCCUGCCUGGGCCUGGUGGCCGCCAUCUGGCUGCUGUCCCUGGCCGCCUCGCUGCCCACCUCGCUGCACACCCACUACCUGGACCUCAACGCCAUCGGCCACGACAUGAUCAUCUGCGAGGAGUUCUGGAGGCACGAGGAGCGGGAGCGGCUGCUCUACUCGUGCCUGAUGCUGCUGCUGUCCUACAUGCUGCCGCUGCUGGCCGUGUCCGUGUCCUUCUGCGCCAUCGCCCACCGCCUGCGCAGGCGGAGCGUGCCGGGCGCGGCCCCUCACUGCCGGCGCCGCUGGGCCAGGACCAAGCACAAAACCUUCCGCCUGCUCACCGUCUCCGUGGUCUGCUUCGCCGUCUGCUGGCUGCCCCUGCAGGUGGUCAACUUCAUCCGGGACAUCGACGAGGAGUUCACCAUCCUGGACAAGAGGUACGUCAACGUCAUCCAGGUCUCGUGCCACCUGGUUGCCAUGAGCUCCGCCUGCUACAACCCCUUCAUCUACGCCUCCCUCCACGACAAGUUCUGGCUCCACCUCAGCAGCUGCUUCUACCGCAAGAAGCGGAGCUCCGGGACCACGUCCUGCAAGGCUUCCCGCUUCAACACCUGCUCCACCCUGGCAGAUGCUGCCGCCGGGGCCUCGGACAAGAUAGCUCUGCAGUCCAGGUUACCUUAGCCAGAGCACCCCGAGGGGUUGGGUUUGCACGGCCCCGGAUCCCAAACCGUGCUGGGACACAUCCCUAAAUCCCGAAUCGCGGCUGGCUGUGGUGCUGCAUUUGGAGCACCAAGACUUCACCCCAUGGUGUAUGCAGGAGGCGCAUCAGUGUCUGAGCAAGGCGAACACCCAUCGUGUAAAAAACUCUUUGGAAGAGAGCACAUCUUCAUUUUGCAGGAUAUAGAUUGUUCCUAAGCAACAGGCAGCACUUUGUGCCACGGGAAGAGGUCGACCUGCACGGGGAGCCGUGAAAUUGCUGCGCAUUUAUCCCUUAAAAUUCACCUUACUGGUGAAGGGACAAUGCAGGCUCAGAGAAAUGCAUUCUGCAGGUGCAGAUGGGGACAUGUUUGGAAUGGGAAUGACUCUCAUAACCUGCUUGGCCUGCUGGAAAAGCUGCCCCUGUAACCAGGCAGGGCAUCCCAGUUUCUCCCAAGGUGCAGACGGGCACGUCCAUGAAGUCAUCGCUGCUCUUCAUGGCCAAGUAGGACUCCAAAGAUCUCAAGUGAUGAGUUUGCCGGGAAUGAUGUCUCAAAUUCUGCUCCUAGGGAAGUUUAGCUCAGUGUGUGUCCACGUUCAGGGUCCUGCAGCGGAGGUGGGAAUCCCAGUGCCAGGCUGUUCUAUCCCAGAAGCUGCCAGAUGAAGGCUGGGUUUGCUUGUCAGUUCUCCUCGGGGUCUGAGGUGCCUCUGUGGCCUCUCAGGCUGCUCUGUGCAAGCAGCACACACAGAAAGCAGCAUCUCCUUACACCCAAUUCCCGUAUAGGUUUUAACCUCUUGAUUUCCCAGGAGAAACCCUUGGGAACAGCCCACAGGCACCGGCAGUGCCACAGGCGCCACAGCUCAGGGCCAUGGCAGCU